Messenger RNA from Leptonychotes weddellii (Weddell seal), 273 nucleotides. NCBI's taxonomy places the organism in Eukaryota, Metazoa, Chordata, Mammalia, Carnivora, Phocidae. The record is from RefSeq and is a predicted model, not a curated record.
AUGCACAAGACCCUGCGCUGGUGUUUGAACCUGGGCAUCCUAGAGGUGACGGUCUACGCGUUCAGCAUUGAGAACUUCAAACGCUCCAAGAGUGAGGUAGACGGGCUAAUGGAUCUGGCCCGGCAGAAGUUCAGCCGCUUGAUGGAAGAACAGGAGAAACUGCAGAAGCAUGGGGUAUGUAUCCGGGUGCUGGGCGAUCUGCAUUUGUUGCCCUUGGAUCUCCAGGCGCUGAUUGCACAGGCGGUACAGACCACCAAGAACUAUAACAAGUAA